Stegodyphus dumicola is the source of this 1405-nucleotide messenger RNA. Its product is annotated as UPAR/Ly6 domain-containing protein qvr-like. The record is from RefSeq and is a predicted model, not a curated record. Gene Ontology annotation, biological process: positive regulation of voltage-gated potassium channel activity; regulation of synaptic transmission, cholinergic; sleep. Lineage: Eukaryota; Metazoa; Arthropoda; Arachnida; Araneae; Eresidae.
AUGACUUCCUAUACUACGUGUACUUGAACGUGCUUGAGAGUUCCUUUUUUACAUCGUCCGCAUGUUAUCUAGCCCCUUGAAGCUAAAUGCAGAUGGAGCACCAAUUUUCGAGAAUGAAACUUAAAAUUAAUGCAAUGCCAUUUAGCUAAGAAAACAAAAUUGCAACUGAUAUGUUUCUGUACCAGAGGUAUCCUGACUCAUUGUGCAUUUGUCAGCGGGGAAGAAGAAUGUUUAUUUUCAAGGAUAUGGUGCUACGAGUGCGAAACGUGGUCUGACUACCGAUGCAAAGAUCCUUUCAAUGGUACGGCUCAUCCUCAAGAGCUUCCCCCUCUCAAGCGAUGCGAAGGUUGCUGCGUCAAAAUUGUCAUGAAUCAAGGAAUGCCCACCGAAAGCGUACGACGAACAUGUACUUCCAAUCUCCAGAUCAACCUAUUCCUGGUGGAUCACGUUUGUAUGCUAGAAUCGGAAGGAAAAGGUCACAUGUGCUUCUGUGAAAGUGAUGCCUGCAACUCAACAUCUCCAGUUCACAUUUCGUUGCAGCAACUUUUUGGUGCCUUUUUAAUUCUCCAUCUAUAUGCAGCCGUUAAGUCUUAGGCUUCACCCUUUUCCUCGCUUAUGUGUUGUUGUAACGAAAUAUUUGAAGCCCGUCUCAAAUCGCCAAGACAUAUAGCGGUUUAAAAAAAAAAGUGCAAAGCAGUAUCCUUUACUAAUUCAUAUUUACCAUGGGCAAAUUUGUUUAAUUUUGUAGUCAUAUACCACUAUCUUUUGGAGAUUUUACACUGAAUUAGAUUUAUUUCGAAAGGAAACGAUUACGGCUUCAAAGUAUAUGAUCAAAUUUUUAGAUGUGAAAAACAAAAUCUGUAGAAAAUAUUUUUUAAAACCUUGAGAGCAAAGAGGUAUUUUAAGUCUCCUUUGUCUCCCUUCCAUGCGCAUAGUGAGAACGGAAAAUGUGAUUGACUUUACGAAAGAGCAUUAUAACGAAAAAAAUGCUCGAUUACAGACAGUCCAGUUAUGUUAGCUGACUUUGAUUAUUGCAAGGGAAUGCUACACAUACGAAGAAAUAAUAGGGUUUUUAAUUCUUUGGAAGUGCUUGAAAUAUCCAAAUAAAUGUCGACCGGUAAUUUUCAGUGAGAAAAAAAAGAACUUUUUUCCCCGUUGUUGUUGACGUUUUAAAUAAGUAAGAGAAAAACAUUUUCAUAGAAAAGUAAGUACAUAACUUACUGAACUUUCACUCCUUUGUUACAUGAAAUUGAUACCGAUUUAUGGUUUAGACAUUGGACUUAUAAUAUCAUAUUUCAUUAAUUUGGAUUAGAGACUUGCAGAUUUAUAACUAAUGGAUUUAUGGCUAAUGAACUUAAUUUUUCCAUUUUGUAAAAAUCCUUAAAAAAUACAGUUAUCGAGGAUC